Messenger RNA from Solanum lycopersicum (tomato), 1778 nucleotides. RefSeq names its product putative DEAD-Box RNA helicase. Gene Ontology annotation, molecular function: nucleic acid binding; ATP binding; RNA helicase activity. Lineage: Eukaryota; Viridiplantae; Streptophyta; Magnoliopsida; Solanales; Solanaceae. The record is from RefSeq and is marked validated.
UCUUCCAUCUCUGUCUCCGGCACUGUCUUCUCUCCGAUAACCGCAACUUUCUCAGAGUCUAACGGAAUUUCUCUUUGAAACCCUAAUAACAGUUACCUUAGUUGAGUUCUGUAUACAAUGGAAGAGGAAGUCCAAGUGGAUGAGAAUUUUCCCUUAUUCUCCCGGAAAACUAAACCGGCCACAAAAAAACUCGUUCCUGCUCCAACCUCCAUUGAAGAAACCCCAAAGCAGCUUGACAAGGAGACUAACUCUGGUCCAACCCCUAGUUAUAUCACCUUCUCUGACUUAGGCCUCGCCGGGUGGGCUGUACAGACCUGUAAUGAGCUGGGCAUGAAGAAACCCACUCCUGUACAAUAUCACUGUAUACCCAGAAUACUCUCCGGACAGGAUGUGUUAGGUUUAGCUCAGACUGGUAGUGGAAAAACAGCUGCAUUUGCAUUGCCUAUUCUUCAUCGUUUAGCUGAAGAUCCUUAUGGGGUGUCCUGUCUUGUGGUUACUCCGACACGGGAGCUUGCGUUUCAGCUUGCCGAGCAGUUUCGGGCCCUGGGAUCCUGCUUGAAUUUGCGGUGUGCUGUGAUUGUGGGAGGAAUGGAUAUGAUAACCCAGACUAAGACUCUGAUGCAAAGACCUCAUGUGGUGAUAGCAACUCCCGGAAGGAUUAAGGUUCUCAUUGAACAGAAUCCUGAUAUUCCCCCAGUUUUCAGCAAAACUAAGUUCCUUGUCUUGGAUGAAGCAGAUAGAGUUCUAGACGUAGGCUUUGAAGAGGAGUUGAGAGCAAUCUUUCAGUGUUUGCCAAAGAAUCGACAAACUCUUCUGUUUUCUGCAACAAUGACUAGCAACCUGCAGACGCUACUUGAGCUUUCUGCAAACAAAGCAUAUUUCUAUGAGGCAUAUGAGGGAUUCAAGACUGUAGAAUCACUUAAGCAGCAGUACAUUUUUAUUCCGAAAAAUGUGAAGGAUGUCUAUCUGCAAUACAUUUUAUCCAAAAUCAAAGAUAUAGACGUUCGCUCUGCAAUUAUUUUUGUUUCCACCUGCAGGAGUUGUCAGCUUUUGGGCUUGUUGUUGGAAGAACUCGAAAUUGAUGCUGCUGCAUUGCAUUCAUACAAGUCCCAGUCACUGAGGCUUUCUGCUCUUCAUAAAUUCAAAUCUGGGCAGGUCCCAAUAUUGGUCGCUACUGAUGUCGCGAGUCGUGGUUUAGACAUUCCAACAGUUGAUCUGGUGGUAAAUUAUGACAUUCCAAGGUAUCCACAGGAUUAUGUUCAUCGUGUUGGACGUACUGCAAGAGCUGGACGAGGUGGACUUGCUGUCAGCUUUGUUACUCAGAAUGAUGUGGAUCUCAUUCAUGAAAUAGAAGCGGUGCUUGGGAAACAAUUGGAGAAAUUUGAUUGUAAAGAGAAUGAGGUGCUUGAUGAUAUAUCAAAGGUUUACAAGGCGAAGCGUGUUGCAUCAAUGAAGAUGAUGGAUGAUGGGUUUGAGGAGAAAGCAGAAAGUCGUAAAGCCCAGAAACAGAAAAUGCAAAAUGAGAGAAAGGGAAAGAGCAAAAAGCAGAAAAGAGAAAGAGUAACAAAAGAUAUAGAAGUUUGAGAUCUCCUAUAUUUGUGGAUAGCUUAGGAGAAGAGAGUUUUUUUUUUUAUGUAAAAGAGUUCUAUUUUACACAAGUGGCUAAGAUGUAUAUGAUUUGGGUUUGGUUCGGAUUUUUCAAAUAUUAAAUCAAACCAUUUGUAUCAAAUUUUUAAAUUUAUAAACAAAGUCAAAUUAAUGAAAUUUGGGUUUUUUAA